Prorocentrum cordatum is the source of this 535-nucleotide messenger RNA. NCBI's taxonomy places the organism in Eukaryota, Dinophyceae, Prorocentrales, Prorocentraceae. The record is from the annotation of a GenBank genome assembly.
CGCGCCGCCCGCGAGGGGCUCGACGCCGCCCUGGUGGUCUACGACGUGGCGUCGCGCGCCAGCUUCGACAGCGUGAGCAGCUGGAUGCGGCUGCUGCAGGCGCAUGGUGGCUCGCAGGUGAGUGUCAUGCUCGUUGGCAACAAGGCCGACCUGCCCUCCCGGGCGGUGCCGCCGGAGCAGGGGCGGGCCGUGGCCCAGGCGCUGCGCAUCCCUCUCGCAGAGGUGUCUGCGCUCAAGGAUGCCGACGUAUCGGCCCUGCUGGACACGCUGUUGCAAGGCCACCGGGAGCCGCCGUGCUGGGCGGCUGCGGAGCGGGAGCCCGGCGUGCUGGCAGCGGGCGGUGGCGGCGCCGCGGCAGGCCUCGGCCCGUGGCCCGCGGCGGCGCCCGCCGCGGCGCCCACGUCCCCCGCGGCGCAGGACGGCCUGCUCGCCACGCGGCCGGUGGCCCCGGCGGCCCCCCAGGACGUGCAGGCGCGGCUUUCUUUCCGCUCUGAGGCCCCGCUCGGCGAGGACUCGGACCGGUGGCGCUCCAGGG